GUACUUUAUUAAAUGUGUUUUUCUAUACACUUCAUCAUACUUUCAAAAUUUUAAAAAGAUUUUCGUUUUUAUAACUUUUUCUCAGAACUUCCACCGUUAGACCAUAAAUUUUACAAACCUCUAAAGUGAAGACUAAUAUUCAGUUUAAACAAGAUUGUUAAACACUUGCGAAAAUUUUGAUUGUGCUUGUGUAUAAUCUAUAAUCAAGCAUAUUAGUAUUUUACAGUGUAUUCAAAUUCGAGUGUUAAUGUUGUUUGUGCAUGUCAUCAUCUAAUGCUGUAAUCCGCACCGGUAUUAAUCUAAGAUGUACACAUAGACACCCAACCAAAAGAAUCUACGAUUUAAUUAACACAAGAAAGAAAAACUAUACUGUUUAUACAAAUUGAUAUGCUUAUGCCUGUAAACAUCUAUGCAUAUAAAUAUGCAAAUAUUAUUAAACAUUCAUCUUAGCAUGCAUCUAUAUUAUUAGGUUACACUCACUCACACACUCAAUUCAUAUGUUCUUCUUAAUUCACAUUUCUCUCUCCCUCUUUCUCUGAAAAGUCUAGCAAAUGAGUUUGAAGCGUUCGUCUUCUUCCUUCUUCCUCUUUCUCUUUUUCUACUUCUUCUUCUUCUUCUUUUCUACUCAUGUCUCCUCACAAGCCUGUCAAAAAACAUGCGGCCAAAUACCCAUCAAAUACCCGCUCGGAACCGGGUCGGGUUGCGGCGACCCACGUUUCACACGUCACAUCACGUGCGACACGGACCAACAGACUUUGACGCUCACCACCCACACAGGCUGUUACCCUAUCACUUCCGUCGACUACGCCAAGCAAAUGAUCUACGUCACCGACUCGUCCAUGUCGACGUGUGCAUGUACCCGACCCAGCCAGGGAUUCGGGUUGGAUUGGGACGCUCCGUUUUCUUUCCACGACGACACCGUUUUCACACUCCUUGACUGUUCUAUUGACGAAUCCCCUGUUUUCACGCCGUUAAGUAACGGUACCGGACGUGUCUCGCUCUGUGACCGUCAAAGCUCCUCCAUUUGCACCUUCUUGUACUCCAAUUGCAGGGCGAUCAGUCUGAUAAACCUCCAAGUGUCAACGUGCUGCGUCUACGUGCCUCUAGACCUGGGACCAUCGUUUGAAAUGGAUCUGAAGAAACUCAAGUGCUCGUCUUACUCCGGUUUCUACAAUCUCGGUCCGGCCCAAGAAUCCCACCCGGAGAAUUGGAACUAUGGAAUCGCACUCAAGUACAAGUUCAACGUCUUCGAUGAGUACCCUGUCGUCUGCGGUGCAUGCGAGCGUAGUAACGGUGCUUGUGGCUACAACACUCAGACUAGCUCCUUCGCUUGCAACUGUCCCGGUGGGAUCAACACCACGUCCGAUUGCUUCUUCCUUUAUAACUCCGGUUCUAUUCUUCUUCCUUGGAGAAUGGGUGGUGUACCCUUUGUCAUGGGUUGUUUUUUGGACUGUGAUGAGUCUGCUUUAAAGGAGUUAGAGGUUCUCGCAUUAGCCAAUUCAAUUGGGGAGCAUCAAAGAAUGGAGUGGCUCGAAGAGAAAGCUUGAUAGAUCGAAUAUUUGCUUCUUCUUUCUAUAACUUUGUGUGAAAUCAUGUUAUAAAAUUCUCUAUUGGUUCUCUCUUUGCCAUAAGUCCAUUUAUCUUAUUUGUUUUUUCUCCCACUUUCCAGCUCAUAAGGAAUCAACUCACUAUAGUGUUAAACACUUGCAAAGAAUGCUAAUGAUUAUGGUAGUAUUAGUCAACUCGCAGAGGUUAUACUUAUACUUAAGUAUUUAAUUAUUAUUUUUAAACUGAAAAUCCAUAUGAAGGUAAUACUACCAUAAUCAUUAG
Thlaspi arvense is the source of this 1830-nucleotide messenger RNA. The record is from the annotation of a GenBank genome assembly. NCBI's taxonomy places the organism in Eukaryota, Viridiplantae, Streptophyta, Magnoliopsida, Brassicales, Brassicaceae.